CUUCAUUCAAUCUCAACCAUGACAUUCCUCAACGCAAUCACCAGAUACCUCACCCUGUCACUCUCGACUGGAGAGAACAUCUUCUACCGUGAAGCCGGCGACGUCAAUGCCCCGACGGUCCUCCUCCUCCACGGCUUCCCCUCCUCCUCCAACCAAUUCCGUUACUUGAUCCCCAUCCUCGCAACCAAAUACCACGUCCUGGCCCCUGAUCUCCCCAGCUACGGCUUCACCACCGUCACUGAUUCCUACAACUACACCUUCGACAACCUCGCCACCACCAUCUCCACCUGGCUCACCAACCUCCCCACCCCGCCCCAGAAAUACAGCAUCUACAUCUUCGACUACGGCGCCCCGGUUGGCCUACGCCUCGCAUUGGAACACCCGGAACGCAUCUCAUCCAUCAUAACGCAAAACGGCAACGCCUACGUCGAAGGCCUCGGCCCCUUCUGGGAAUCCUUCAAGCCCUUCUGGGCGAACCGCACCACAGAGACCGAAGCCCCCAUCCGCCCGAACGUCGAACUCCCCGUCACAAAGUUCCAGUACGAAGACGGCACCCCGGACCUCCAGCGCGUGGAUCCCGCCUCCUACACCUUCGACCAGGCUCUCCUCGACCGCCCGGGCAUCAAGGACAUCCAGAUCGAUCUGUUCUACGACUACCAGAACAACCUCCCGCUGUACCCGAAGUUCCAGCAGUUCUUUAGGGAGAAGCAGGUCCCGCUGUUGGCGGUCUGGGGGAAGAACGAUGUCAUUUUUGUGCCCCCGGGUGCGGAGGCGUUCAAGAGGGACUUGCCGAACGCGGAGGUCGAGUUGUGGGAUGCGGGGCAUUUUGUGAGUGAUACGUAUGCGCCAGAGCUUGGGGAGCGUAUUUUGAAGUUCUUCAAAGACCAUAGUAUCUGAAAGAUAGGUAAAGGGGUGGGGGGGAUGAAGGAUCGAUGCUGGAAAGAGACAUUUCAGGCGGCGGAACAGGACGCUCGUGUUGAACAAAUUUGAUUGACUUGAUUUGGGGAAAUUGUUUUACCAGAUUGCCAGAUACUGUUUAUCUGGAUUGAGUUAGUUGAGCCUAAUUAUAAAGUUUUGUUGUUGUGAUUGUUUCCUUAAUGCUGAAGUCUGAAGUCCGCAUGCUGGUGCAAUGAGCCUAUCCAUGAUAUUCCGAUUUCGCCGUGAAAUAGAUGUAGAAUUUUGAUUAAACAUUCUGGUGUCAUUCCCAAAAUUGAGCUCGUGAAAAGCUGACAAAAUUCCAACAAACAAACAUCUUGAAACCUCAAGUAGUG
Molecule: messenger RNA, 1271 nt
Organism: Aaosphaeria arxii CBS 175.79
Lineage: Eukaryota; Fungi; Ascomycota; Dothideomycetes; Pleosporales
Product: alpha/beta-hydrolase
Exons: 1
Coding region: 19-897 (292 amino acids)
Molecular function (GO): epoxide hydrolase activity
Source: RefSeq, a predicted model, not a curated record